AUGAAUCUAUUCCUGGGCAGCUCUGACGUGAAGCGAAAGAUUUCAGUGCUCCACGGUCCACCAGGCACCGGGAAGACGCUCACAGCGGAAGCCGUCGCGGAACAUUUGAAACGCCCACUCUAUGUUGUGGGUACGUCGGAGCUAUCCACGGAGCCCUAUGGGCUCGAAUCCAGUCUGCAAUCUAUUCUUCGGCUUGCAACUGCUUGGGACGCGGUACUUCUCAUUGACGAGGCCGAUGUGUACCUUGAGCAGCGCAGUUUACACGAGAUCGAACGCAACGCCCUGGUUUCGGUGGCACUUCGCCUAUUGGAGUAUCACCGCGGCGUUCUGUUCCUUACGACCAAUAGGAUCAAGACAUUUGACGAGGCAUUUCUUUCAAGGUUCUCCAUUGGUAGGCGUAUGCUUGCAGCUCAUUGA
Punctularia strigosozonata HHB-11173 SS5 is the source of this 417-nucleotide messenger RNA. RefSeq names its product P-loop containing nucleoside triphosphate hydrolase protein. Gene Ontology annotation, molecular function: ATP binding; ATP hydrolysis activity. Lineage: Eukaryota; Fungi; Basidiomycota; Agaricomycetes; Corticiales; Punctulariaceae. The transcript has 4 exons. The record is from RefSeq and is a predicted model, not a curated record. Bases 1 to 417 code for a protein of 138 amino acids.